UACGUGUGCAGGGCUACAUACGCGUAUGGCGAAGGCGUAGACGAUGGGGAAUUACGAUCGAGCGAUGAGUAUAAGAAUGGGGCAUACGAGAUCUGUUUCGUUUCAUCAGCAGCCUGUUCUUAGCAUCGGCUUCUAUCUUACCUUCAUUCGGCAAACAGUCUUUCGUUCUUUGACUCUAUUUGACACUCCGUCUUCACCUCUUGUUCAAGAUGCAUCUCCUCUCCAAAGUCGCCAUCGCCAGUCUAGCCUCCGUUGCCCUCGCCCACCCCGGCGAAGUCCACAAGCACAAUCACGCCGCCGAGUUCGAGAAGCGCAUGUUCAAAGACCAUGCGCGCCGUGGCCUCGCCGCCUGCGCAGAGAAGCUCCAAGCCCGCGGCGGCAUCAUGGAACGCGCAGCCGCCCGCCGCGCCGAACUCGUCUCCAAGCAUCGCAAGGCGCGGGGCCUCGAGGUUCGUGACGCCGAAACUGUUCUUAACACUUCGCAUCUUUCCACCGAGAAUUACACGCCCAAUACUCCCGAGAACGUCAUCUUCGCCAGCAACAAGACCUGCAUCCUGAACCCGGAAGGUGAGACGGGGCCAUACUGGAUCAAAGGAGAGCUCAUUCGUGACAACGUCCGUGAAGACCAGCCCGGCGUACCCAUCAUCAUCGAAGGCCAGUUCCUAGACGUUGAGACCUGCGAGCCGAUUCCCGAGCUCUACUGGGACGUGUGGAACUGCAACUCCACGGGCGUGUACUCCGGGCUCGUCGCCAGCGGCAACGGCAACAGCGACGACCUAUCCAACUACAACGCCACGUUCCUUCGCGGAAUCCAGAAGAGCGAUGCAGACGGCGUUGUGCGCUUCGAAUCCGUUUUCCCGGGCCACUACUCCGGCCGCACGACGCACCACCACAUGAUCGCGCACUUGAACGCCACUGUGCUCCCGAACAACACGCUCACCGGCGGCACCGUCGCGCAUGUCGGCCAGCUGUUCUGGGACCAGGACCUCAUCGAGACCGUCGAAGCCACGUACCCGUACAACCAGAACAACAUCAGUCUCACCACUAACUCUGAGGACCACGUCUUCUCGGCCGAAACCGAGGACUCCAAUUCGGAUCCUGUUUUCGAAUACGUGUACUUGGGCAGCGACCUCCAGGAUGGGCUUUUCGGAUGGAUUACGAUCGGUGUGAACAAGAGUGCGACGUACGAUCCGAACUACAGCUUUGUGUGGACUUCUGCGGGCAGCGUUGCGGAGUCCGGUGGGAGUGGCGGCACAGAUGGUGCGGGAUCUGGAAAUGGAACUAUGCCGACUGGUGCGAUGCCCUCUGGGACGGCUGUUCCAAGCGGGAUUCCCACUUAAACGACAGGCAGUGAAAAGGAACGAGUUGGUGGGAUUUCUUGGUGGUGUGAAGUCUUUUCUUGAUCAUUAGGAACGGUUUGGGAACGCUCCUCGAGGCGCUUUGCUUUCCAGAUUUCUCAUUUUGGGAGAGUUUGUAAAUAGGGAUUUGGGAUACUCCUAGAAUAACAUCGCUUUUGGUGUUCAUCAAAUGCCUUUAUGGUGGAGUACCUAACUACAGUUUAUAAGACUCACAGCGAGUAAAUGAAGCAGAGGGAAUACCG
Molecule: messenger RNA, 1600 nt
Organism: Trematosphaeria pertusa
Lineage: Eukaryota; Fungi; Ascomycota; Dothideomycetes; Pleosporales; Trematosphaeriaceae
Product: aromatic compound dioxygenase
Exons: 1
Coding region: 210-1340 (376 amino acids)
Molecular function (GO): oxidoreductase activity, acting on single donors with incorporation of molecular oxygen, incorporation of two atoms of oxygen; ferric iron binding
Source: RefSeq, a predicted model, not a curated record